UUGAGGCCGAAAAAUUGCUGAAAGGAACCACGGUUUCACGGUUUCGAUAUCGUUCGCGGUCGUGCAGGGCGAUUUCGUUUUUUGGACGCUAAAAACGUGGCGUACGGGAAUCUGGGGCCCGGCUACCGGUGUGUGCAAGUGGUCCACAGUUUGAAGCCAGAUUACGUGGAGGACAUUGCGUCCCGCGAACGAUCGAACGAUGAGCUCGUUUAAGCGAGAUAAAAAGGAGGAGGAGGAGGGUAUGUACACCGCGUGAGCUAAGCUGACUCGGUGGUCGCGGCCUCGAAUCCGAUGCAGAACCUGGAGAAGACGGCGGUGCUGCAGGAGACGCGAAUGUUUAACGAGACACCGGUCAACGCCCGCAAGUGCACACACAUUCUAACCAAGAUCCUGUACCUUAUCAACCAGGGCGAGGUGCUGGGAACGCGCGAGGCUACGGAAUGUUUCUUUGCGAUGACCAAACUGUUCCAAUCGAAAGACGUGGUGAUGCGGCGCAUGGUGUACCUCGGCAUCAAGGAGCUGAGUCCCAUCGCGGACGACGUCAUCAUCGUGACGAGCUCGCUGACGAAAGACAUGACGGGCAAGGAGGACCUGUACCGUGCACCCGCGAUCCGUGCCUUGUGCAGCAUCACCGACCAGACGAUGCUGCAGGCCGUCGAGCGCUACAUGAAGCAAUGCAUCGUCGAUCGCAACGCUCCGGUUUCGAGCGGGGCGCUCGUCAGCUCGCUCCACCUGGCCAGCACCGCUGGUGACGUGGUGAAGCGUUGGGUGAACGAAGCACAGGAGGCGGUGAACAGCGACAACAUUAUGGUGCAAUAUCACGGUCUCGGCCUACUGUACCACAUCCGCAAGGCGGACCGGCUGGGAGUGACAAAGAUGGUGAACAAGCUCGUGCUGAAGCACAUGAAAAGCCCGUACGCCACCUGCUUCCUGAUCCGGAUCGCCUGCAAGCUGCUCGAAGAGGACGAUGCGGCCGCCGGCAACGUGUCGCCACCGGCCCCCUCGCCACUGUUCACGUUCAUCGAGAACUGUUUGCGCAACAAGUCCGAAAUGGUCAUCUACGAGGCAGCACACGCAAUCGUCAACCUGAAGCGCACCAACACCCGCGAACUGUCGACGGCGGUCAGCAUUUUGCAGCUGUUCUGCAACUCGUCGAAAGCCACGCUCCGUUUCGCCGCCGUCCGCACGAUGAACCGGGUGGCCACGGUGCACCCGCCCGCCAUUACCGUGUGCAAUCUCGAUCUGGAGAACUUGAUCGCCGAUUCGAACCGCUCCGUGGCGACACUGGCCAUAACGACGCUGCUGAAAACGGGAGCGGAAAGUUCGGUCGAGCGGCUGAUGAAGCAGAUCGCGACGUUCGUGGCGGAGAUUUCCGACGAGUUUAAGGUGGUCGUGGUGCAGGCCAUCCGGGCCCUGUGCACCAAGUUCCCGCGCAAGCACGGCGUGAUGAUGAACUUUCUGAGCGGCAUGUUGCGCGAGGAGGGUGGGCUCGACUACAAGACGUCGAUCGUCGACACGAUCAUCCUGGCGAUCGAGGAGAAUCCGGACGCCAAGGAGACGGGCCUGGCGCACCUGUGCGAGUUUAUCGAGGACUGCGAGCACACGUCGCUGGCGGUUCGCAUACUGCACCUGCUCGGCAAAGAGGGCCCGUUCUCGAAGUGUCCCUCGCGCUACAUCCGGUUCAUCUACAAUCGCGUCAUCCUGGAAAAUGCGACCGUGCGUGCUGCGGCCGUCGCGGCGAUAGCUCAGUUUGGGGCCAGCUGCCCGGAUCUGCUACCGAACGUGCUGGUGCUGCUGGCGCGCUGCAAGAUGGACAGUGACGACGAGGUGCGCGACCGGGCCACGUACUACCAUUCCAUUCUGAGCCAGGCGGAUGCAUCGGCGCUCGUGAAGGGAUUCGUUGCCGACCGGGACAUUGUUUCAUUGCCGCUGCUCGAGAAAUCGCUGACCGAGUACUUGAAGGGUCCGCUCACGGAACCGUUCGAUCUGUCGAGCGUACCGAAAUCGCAGCCCGUCGAGCCGGAAGUAACGGAAGACGUUAUGAUCAUGAACAAAACGGCACCGAAAGUGGCACGCAGCACACGCGAGGAAAUUAACACGGAAAAGUUGCUACAAAUUCGGGGUAUCCAUCACCUUGGUGCGCUACUCAAAUCGUCGGCCCCGGUACAGCUAACCGAGAGCGAAACGGAGUACACCGUGUCCUGCAUCAAACACUGCUUCGCCAAUCACCUGGUGUUUCAGUUCGAUUGCGUCAAUACGCUCACCGAUCAGCUGCUGGAAAACGUUCGUGUCGAUCUGGUGCUACCGGAAGGGUUCGUGACACGGGCAGUCAUUCCGUGUCAAAAGUUGCCGUACAGUGAGAAGGAGGCCAACUACGUCAUCGUUCAAUUCCCGCAGGAUGUGCCGAGUUCGAUCGCCACAUUUGGAGCAACACUACGCUUCCUAGUGAAAGAUUGCGACCCUACGACGGGCCAGCCAGACUCGGACGAUGGGUACGAUGACGAGUACAUGCUAGAGGACAUCGAGAUCACCGUCGCCGAUCAGAUGCAAAAGUCCAAGAAGCAAAACUUCCUCGCCGCGUGGGAUAGUGCCGAUACCGAGGAAUGGGUCGAAGCGGAGGACACGUUUGAACUGUCGUCAGUGAGCAGUCUACCGGAAGCGGUCAACACCAUUCUCAAGUUUCUCGGUCUGGCGCCGGUCAACAUGUCGGAGUUUGUGUCCGAUGCAGCAUCCACACACACGUUGCUUUGUUCCGGGUCCUUCCGAGGUGGUGUCGAUGUACUGGUGCGCGCCAAGUUGGCCGUUUCCGAUGGCGUCACGAUGCAGCUGACGGUGCGAACGACGGACAUGGAUGUGGCCGAAAUGAUCACCUCGGCCAUCGGUUAAAAUCCGCCUGGGACAACGUUCGCGUUUGAUUACGUUCCCGCCGCGGGCUGAUCGCAAAAGGAAGAUCAUCUACGUUAAGAAUAUUCAACACACACGAUCAUGCGAAACAACAACACACAACAAACCACUCCUUUGGCCGUCUUCAUUAGCCUCAUUAGCAGCCUGGCAUGAAAGAGGAGAGAUUCCGUAGGAUUCCGGAUUCCGUGACCGCCGCUGCUUCAUUCCUUGCAAAAGCUACAGUAACAUGUUUUGCCUUUAUGAAAAAGAAUCCUAUCGCAUCUUCCAACUUCUCUAUCCCUGAUCGUAGCUCGCUGAUCGUUCGCGUUGCCUCCUGUUGCGGCUUACGAACGGCAUUUUAUGUUAUUUUAUUACGUUACUCGUAGCCGCUCUAUAGAUCUAAUGGAACACUGUGAACAGGGAAACGGUGGUUUUGAAGGCAGUUUUUGUGAUUCGUUUGCCAAUUCAGAAGUUGUGGAACGGUGUGGAAGCUCAAUCCUACAAGCCACCAGCCAGUCGUUUUACCCCGAUCACCACCUUAUUCACCCACACGUUUGGUGGGGUCUCCGUUGUGUAACAGGAAGCAGCGGGGCCUCCCCUCUGUUACGGGGAAUCCUUGCCGAAUAGCCUUUUGGUUGUGUUCCAUUUCCGGGCACCCGAAUGUGAAUAUGUAUUACCUAGAGUGUAGAACGAAAACUUGAAACCCGGUUCCCUUCCUCUUUUUCAUUGCGAUCGACUUAAUUGUUAAGUUAUGUAUCUGAAAGGCACGAAAAACAAUCGGAGGUCGAUUAAUAAAUAAAUACACCAACAU
Messenger RNA from Anopheles bellator, 3694 nucleotides. RefSeq names its product coatomer subunit gamma (gene gammaCOP). The transcript is spliced from 8 exons. The record is from RefSeq and is a predicted model, not a curated record. Gene Ontology annotation, cellular component: endoplasmic reticulum; COPI vesicle coat; endoplasmic reticulum-Golgi intermediate compartment. The coding region runs from base 292 to 2886 and encodes 864 amino acids. NCBI's taxonomy places the organism in Eukaryota, Metazoa, Arthropoda, Insecta, Diptera, Culicidae. Gene Ontology annotation, molecular function: structural molecule activity. Gene Ontology annotation, biological process: intra-Golgi vesicle-mediated transport; intracellular protein transport; endoplasmic reticulum to Golgi vesicle-mediated transport.